GCCGCCUGUGACACGUUCUGCGUCGGCGAUGACACCAACUUGGACGUCCACGACUUCUUCAAAGCCAAAGGCAGCUGGCAGAGGUCCAUGUACCGCAUGUCCAUCCAGGCCUCCUCUGCGGAUCUCAUCUCCGGUCUUUCUCAGGUUCACAGGCGGAAGGUCUACGAGGCGACAUUAAUUUCUAAGGAGAAUUUACAGAAUGAGAAGUCCAGCCGCUCCACCAUCUUGCUCAAGAUGAACACCAAUGGCCAGAAUGAGCUGACGUACGCUCCUGGAGACCACCUCGGUGUCUUCCCCUGUAACCGGGAGGAACUGGUGCAGGCUCUGCUGGAACGCGUGGAAGACCCUCCUCCGGCCAACGACUCAGUGCAGGUGGAGAUUAUGGACAAGGACUCAAACCUACGGCUGGGGACUGGUCGUAAGGCUACCUGGGUCCCUGACACUAGAAUCCCCCCCUGUACACUACGACAGGCCCUGACAAACUACCUGGACAUCACUACACCCCCCACACCCCAACUCCUCCAGCUGCUCAGUGCCUUAGCAGAAGAUCCAGAGGAACGACAAAGACUGGAGACCCUCAGCCAGGAUGCCAGACAGUACGAGGAGUGGAAGUGGCACCGGUGUCCGACCCUGGUGGAGGUGCUGGAGGAGUUCCCAUCCAUCAGUGUCCCCAGCUCGGUUCUCCUCACACAGCUGCCCCUCCUCCAGCCGCGAUACUACUCAAUCAGCUCCUCCCUGGACGCCCACCCUGACCAGAUCCACCUGACCGUGGCGGUUGUUAUGUAUCACACACAGGAAAACAAAGGUCCUCUGCAUUAUGGUGUUUGCUCAACAUGGCUGGACCAUCUGACUCCUGGAGCGCAUAUCCCUUGUUUUGUCAGAGGGGCUCCGACUUUCCAGCUCCCAUCUGACGUUACGGCUCCGUGUAUCCUGGUGGGGCCGGGGACGGGUAUUGCACCUUUCAGGGGCUUCUGGCAGCAGAGACUUUAUGACAUUGAGAAUAAAGGUUUGGUUCCUGGAGAAAUGACUUUGGUUUUCGGAUCCCGAUGUGCAGAACUGGACCACAUAUACAAAGAGGAGACGUACGACGCCCAGAAGAGGGGCGCCCUCAGACAGAUCUACACGGCCUUCUCACGACAACCGGGCUGCCCCAAGACCUAUGUCCAGGACAUCCUGCGCACUCAGCUGGCGUGUCACGUGUACGAUGUGCUGCGGGAGCAGAACGGACACAUGUACAUAUGUGGGGAUGUCACCAUGGCCACCGACGUCCUGCAGACGGUUCAGCUCAUAUUGGUGUCUCAGGGCGACAUGAGCAUCGUGGAAGCUGGAGACUACAUUGGGGAGCUGAGGGACCAGAACAGAUACCACGAGGACAUUUUUGGCAUCACACUGAGGACUCAGGAGGUGACGUCUCGUGUGCGCGUUCAGUCCAUGUCCCUGCAGGAGAAGCGAGAGGUGUGAUGGACGCACACGGGACGUGUUCACACUUAGAGGGGAGCGGACACUGCAGACCCUUAUUACAUGAAAAGAUCCUAUAAGGGGGGUAAACAGCGAUACCCAAAAAGCCUGUCACAACACUGGGUCAGACUCUGCGGCAGCCAAUCAAAUCAGUGAUAACUUGCACUAAAUCCCUAAGAGUUGAUAUCUGAUUGGCUGUGGCCAUUUACAGUGGAUUUCAUGUUUUCUUUUUUUGUCCCUUUGGGCCCUAACAUGUGAAGAUUGACAGUCAGCCUGACUUUGUUGCCCUCAAAAAACCAAUCAGAGCUCAACUUACAUUUCUGCCCAUAGCAACCAGAACUCAGCUUUGAUUUCUGUCCUUAGCAACCAGAGCUCAGCAUUCAUGUAUGCCCCCCCCCCCCCCGCAACCAAUCAGAGCUCUGCUUUCAUUUCUGCCCAUAGCAACCUGAGCUCAGCUUUCAUUUCAGCCCAUAGUAAAAAGCAAAACAAAGCUUUUAUUUCAGCCCAUAGCAACCACAGCUCAGCCUUCAUUUCUGCCCAUAGCAACCAGAGCUCAUCUUUAUUUGUGUCCAUAGCAACCAAUUAAGGAUCAGCUUUUAUUUCUGCGUAUAGCAUUCAAAGCUUUGCUUUCAUUUUGUCCAUAGCAACCAUUCAGAGCUCUGCUUUCAUUUCAGCCCAUAGCAACCUGAGCUCAGCUUUCAUUUCAGCCCAUAGUAAAUAAGCAAAACACAACUUUUAUUUCUGCCCAUAGUAACCAAUAAGAGCUUACUAUUGAUUUCUGCCCAUAGCAACCAAUCUGAGUCUAGCUUUCAUUUCUGCCCAUAGCAACCAGAGUUCACCUUUAUUUCUGCCCAUAGCAACCAAUUAGGGAUCAGCUUUCAUUUCUGCUCAUAGCAUCCAGACUUUUUCUUUUAUUUUUGCCCAUAGCAACCAGAGCUUUGCUUUCAUUUCAGCCCAUAGCAACUAAGCAGAACACAGAUUUUAUUUUUGCCCAUAGCAACUAGAGCUCAGCUGUUCAUCUCUUCCCAUAGCAACCAGAGCUCAGCUUUAAUUUUUUAGAACUGCUCUUUAAAAAUGAAAGCUGAGCUCUGAUUGGUUGCUAUGGGCAACAAAGAAUUUUUACUGUUGGUUAACUUUACUUUUAAAUGAAGUUUGGUUGGGCAUGCUGGGGGUCCGCAGUCUGGAGACCCCUAACCUAAAGUCACAAUGAAAAAAGUCGUCAGUCACGCAAUUUCCCCCUUACACUGAUCAUGAUGUCCCUCACGCAU
Hyla sarda is the source of this 2726-nucleotide messenger RNA. RefSeq names its product nitric oxide synthase 3 (gene NOS3). The record is from RefSeq and is a predicted model, not a curated record. Gene Ontology annotation, molecular function: NADP binding; nitric-oxide synthase activity; calmodulin binding. Lineage: Eukaryota; Metazoa; Chordata; Amphibia; Anura; Hylidae. Gene Ontology annotation, biological process: nitric oxide biosynthetic process.